GGAAUAGAAAAAAUAUUCGUGGACAUUCCUCCACAAUUUGAUUUCUUUGGUGUGGUUGAGCACUACCGAGGCAAUGAUCACGGACAUAGCGGCCCGAUCUAUGUUGCGUGUGGGGCUGUGGAAGCAAGCUUUUCACCGCCUUCCACACGCGUCGCAGAGAAGUUUCCAUUCGUCAGGAUUUGGACUCAAUUCCGGCCUGCAAAUGCCGGGCUCGAUCAUGCGACAUCCUGCCGGUCCUCGCAGGAACUUCUUCAACCUCGCUGGACGCAACAACAAGAAGCAACUCAAGAAGAUGGAACAAGAAGCGAAUGCAAACCCUGAAGAUGCAAGUCGACAAGUCAAGUUCUUGCAAGCCCUCAAUAAGGACUACCCGGCACUAGUAGUGCGGCGCGUCGAAGAAGGUCGUUUUGCACUCUCCCAGGAAGCGUACCGGGAAUACAUCAAAGCCCUCGUGCGCACUAACCGGAUGGACGCCACGGACACGAACCUUCUUCUCGCAAAAAUGCAGUCGUCAGCUCCUGCAUCGGCCAUUGCCUCUUCAAAUGCAUCUGCUCUCGCGGCCAGUGGUGCUCCCAUUGCGUCAACCAUUGCUGGGUCGGCGGCACAGGGCCUCUCCCCCAAUGAACCGAUGUAUGUCUCUAUGGUGGACGGAGGAUUCAAGAAGAAUCUGUGGCGCACGGCGCGAGUGGUUGCACUUGGCUUCAUGGUCAUCUCAGCCUUGACUGCAUUGAUUGAAGAAAAGGGUCUCGGUGGCAUUGGUGCAAAGUCGAAAGUCACUGCAGCAAUUGGAAGCGACAAGAAGUUUGCGGACGUCAAGGGUGUGGACGAGGCUAAGGACGAAUUGGACGAAAUCGUGCAGUAUCUCCGGGACCCAGAUAAAUUCACGCGGCUCGGAGGAAACUUACCAAAAGGCGUGCUCCUCAUGGGACCUCCUGGUACAGGAAAGACUCUGCUAGCACGAGCCAUCGCUGGCGAGGCAGGCGUACCCUUUUUCUACUCUUCCGGCGCAGAGUUUGAAGAAAUGUAUGUUGGUGUCGGGGCACGCCGCGUGCGCGAUCUGUUUGAUGCGGCAAAGAAGAAGGCUCCAUGCAUUGUGUUUAUCGACGAAAUUGACGCCAUUGGGGGGACCCGUCACUUGAAGGAGCAGUCCGCGCUCAAGAUGACUCUGAACCAGCUUUUGGUUGAAAUGGACGGGUUUGACCAAAACAAAGGCAUCAUUGUCAUUGGGGCGACGAACUUCCCCGAAAGCCUCGACAAUGCGCUGACCCGUCCUGGUCGGUUUGACAGGCAUGUGACCGUUCCUCUGCCAGACAUUGCCGGUCGAAAGGACAUCUUGGAGCUGUACACGAGCAAAAUCCCUUUGGGAAGCGACGUUGACUUGGACAUUCUGGCCCGUGCCACGCCUGGAAUGUCCGGUGCAGAGCUCUCCAAUAUGGUCAACGAAGCCACGUUGCGAUCGUCGCUUCUCAACCAAACUGUCGUGGACAUGGCUGCCUUUGAAUUUGCCAAAGACAAGUUGCUUAUGGGCGCCGAGCGAAAGUCGGCGAUCAUUUCGCCUGAAUCCGCCCGCUUGACAGCGUACCAUGAAGGUGGACACGCUCUGGUCGCUAUCAAUACCCCCGGUGCCCAUCCCGUGUACAAAGCCACCAUCAUGCCUCGUGGUCAAGCAUUGGGCAUGGUGAGCCAACUCCCAGAAGGGGAUCAGACCAGCAUCACACGCAAACAAUUGCUGGCGAGGCUGGACGUGUGCAUGGGCGGCCGUGUAGCCGAGGAGAUGAUCUUUGGCAAGGACGAAAUCACUGGUGGCGCUUCGUCCGAUAUCAUGCAAGCCACACAGUUGGCGCGACAAAUGGUGACGAAGUAUGGCAUGAGUGACGAAGUCGGCGUUGUGUUUCACGACUUGAAGGGCAAUGACACGUCCGCUGCCACGCGCACAUUGAUCGACAACGAGGUGCGCAAGUUGUGCGAUGCGUCAUACAAACGGGCGUCCGCCAUCCUCCAGAAGAACCGCGCGGAUUUGGAGACUUUAGCCAAGGCACUCUUGGAAUACGAGACCCUCUCUGGACAAGAAAUCAACGACAUCUUGCGCGGGGUCAAACUCAACCGGUCCAAAGAAGUAAAGAAAGUCAAGCAGUAGAGAUCUUCGUAGUAACAUGGAGGGCGUUGACAGUUCCGGUUAAAUAUCCGUACGUUAAGCUCAUUUUCAAAUUUGCGCGCGA
Messenger RNA from Aphanomyces invadans, 2219 nucleotides. RefSeq lists its product as hypothetical. The transcript is spliced from 8 exons. Gene Ontology annotation, molecular function: metalloendopeptidase activity; ATP-dependent peptidase activity; ATP binding. Lineage: Eukaryota; Oomycota; Saprolegniomycetes; Saprolegniales; Verrucalvaceae. Gene Ontology annotation, cellular component: membrane; chloroplast thylakoid. The record is from RefSeq and is a predicted model, not a curated record. Bases 74 to 2137 code for a protein of 687 amino acids. Gene Ontology annotation, biological process: proteolysis.